Molecule: messenger RNA, 1210 nt
Organism: Vitis riparia (riverbank grape)
Lineage: Eukaryota; Viridiplantae; Streptophyta; Magnoliopsida; Vitales; Vitaceae
Product: phenylcoumaran benzylic ether reductase Pyrc5-like
Exons: 5
Coding region: 91-1011 (306 amino acids)
Molecular function (GO): oxidoreductase activity
Source: RefSeq, a predicted model, not a curated record
UCCGUUAGUGCUCAUUUGUUUUCGCGCCAUCGACCUCUUAGUCGUCUCUGCAAUUCCACAAUUCUCGCCGAUUAACCGUGGAAGUUUAGAAUGGCCGACAAGAUCCUCAUCAUCGGCGGCACCGGAUACAUUGGAAAAUUCAUUGUCGCCGCCAGCGCCAAGUCCGGUCACCCUACCUUCGCUCUCGUCAGAGACACCACCCUUUCCGAUCCUACGAAGUCCCAAAUCAUCAAGAGUUUCAAGAGCUCCGGCGUCACUUUGGUCCAUGGAGAUCUAAACGAUCACCAGAGUUUGGUAAAGGCGAUCAAGGAAGUAGAUGUGGUGAUAUCCACCGUUGGUGGCGGGCAGUUGCAGGAUCAAGCGAAGAUCAUAGCUGCAAUCAAAGAAGCUGGAAAUGUCAAGAGAUUCCUCCCAUCAGAGUUUGGGAAUGAUGUGGACCGUCUCCAUGCUGUUGAGCCAGCAAAAUCAGUGUUUGCUACCAAAGUUCAAAUCCGUCGAGCUAUUGAGGCUGAAGGAAUUCCCUAUACCUAUGUGACAUCCAACUUCUUUGCUGGCUAUUUCCUUCCUACAUUAGUACAACCUGGAGCCACUGCUCCCCCCAAAGAUAAAGUUAUUAUUUUAGGUGAUGGAAAUCCAAAAGCUGUUUUUAACAAGGAGGAUGACAUUGGCACCUAUACUAUCAGGGCUGUGGAUGAUCCGAGAACCUUGAAUAAAAUCCUCUACAUCAAGCCCCCUCAGAACAUUUACUCAUUCAACGAUCUUGUCUCCUUGUGGGAGAAGAAGAUUGGAAAAACCCUGGAGAGGAUCCAUGUUCCAAAGGAGCAAGUUCUGAAGAACAUCCAAGAAGCCGAAUUUCCAGUGAAUGUGAUUAUGGCAAUCAGUCACUCUGUUUUUAUAGAGGGUGACCAGACCAACUUCGAAAUUGAACCAUCAUUUGGAGUAGAAGCUUCAGAGCUAUACCCUGACGUCAAAUACACAACUGUGGAUGAGUACCUCAAUCAGUUUGCCUGAGACAUCAAGGCGGAGAGCCGCAACCUUUUUCUCCUUAAUAAAGGUAAAAGCUAAUUCUACGAUCUUAGUGAGGGUCAUACUGCUUUGCAGAGACAGCCUCCCUCGAAUCUAUGAUGUUAGAUACCUCGAUACCUUUGCAGAGACAACCUGCAGGGUUACUCCUAUAAUAAAACAGACAUUAAUCUAAUAAGAUACGGAG